Molecule: messenger RNA, 1116 nt
Organism: Micromonas pusilla CCMP1545
Lineage: Eukaryota; Viridiplantae; Chlorophyta; Mamiellophyceae; Mamiellales; Mamiellaceae
Product: Fructose-1,6-bisphosphatase
Exons: 7
Coding region: 1-1116 (371 amino acids)
Biological process (GO): fructose metabolic process; fructose 6-phosphate metabolic process; sucrose biosynthetic process
Cellular component (GO): cytoplasm; cytosol
Molecular function (GO): fructose 1,6-bisphosphate 1-phosphatase activity
Source: RefSeq, a predicted model, not a curated record
AUGUCGGUCGCGACGACCGACGAGGCGUCCGUGCGCGCGCGAACCGCGCCCGCGGGCCUCGGCUCCACGUUCACGACGUGGCUCCUCAAGGAAGAGAUCGGCGGCCGCGUCGACGGCGAGCUCGCGAUCGUGCUCUCCUCCGUCGCGCUCGCGUGCAAGCAGAUCGCGAGCCGCGUCCAGCGCGCGCCCGUCGCGGGCGACACGGGGCUCGCGGGAGACGUGAACGUCCAGGGCGAGGACCAGAAAAAGCUCGACGUGGUCGCGAACGAGAUUUUUUGCGACGUCCUCAGAACGUCCGGCCGCACCGGCGUGAUCGCGUCCGAGGAGGAGGACGUCCCCGUCGCGGUCGAGGAGACGUACGCGGGGAACUACGUCGUCGUGUUCGACCCUCUGGACGGGUCCUCGAACUUGGACGCCGCCGUCAGCACCGGAUCCAUCUUCGGCGUGUACGACAGCGACGAGCAGUGCGUCCCGGAUUUCGACGCCGAGGACGACGCGGCUGUGGAGGAAAAGUGCAUCGCCAACGUGUGCCAGGCGCGUCCUCUUCAUCUUCAUUCACACCGCGGCAACAACCUCCAAGCCGCGGGCUACUGCAUGUACUCCUCGUCCACGAUGCUCGUGCUCACCGUCGGCGACGGCGUGUACAUGUUCACGCUGGACGCGUCAAUCGGCGAAUUCGUGAUGUCGCACGAGAGAGUGCGGAUCCCCGAGCGCGGACGCAUCUAUUCCUUCAACGAAGGCAACGCGAAGGCGCGUUCUAUCUCACACUGCGAGGGGUUGAAGCGGUACGCGGACGAUCUCCGCGCGGGCGGGAUCGAUCAGAACGGCAAGCCGUACAGCGCGCGAUACAUCGGGUCGCUCGUGGGCGAUUUUCACAGGACGCUGCUGUACGGCGGCAUCUACGGGUACCCAGGAGACGCGAAGAAUCCAAACGGGAAGCUGCGACUGCUGUACGAGUGCGCGCCGAUGAGUUUCAUCGCGGAGCAGGCGGGCGGCAUGGGGAGCACCGGAACCGGGAGGGUCAUGGACGUGGAGCCGAGCGAGGUGCACCAGCGCGUGCCGUUCUACGUCGGGAGCGCGAAGGAGGUGCAGUACCUCGAGUCGUUCUUAGCGUGA